GAUUGGAGGAGGCGGCGGGGGCGGGGCGUCGCGCCGUUUAAGCCGCGGCGGGCCCGGUGGGGCGGUUGUUUGGCCGUUGGGGCUGUGAGGAGGAGGAGGCGGCGGGACCCCGCUCCCGGGACCUUUAUCCCGGGGCUUUUCCAGCGGGGCUCCCGCCGGCCACCCUCCUCCGCCCGCCUACCCGAAGCCGCUCUCCCCCGCCCGCAGAGAGCCUGGUGCGAUGGGCUCGGAGGGCCGCGUUGCGGGGAUCCCGCGCAGCACAAGGCUGUCAACCCCCCAUGCCUCAUCCAGAUCUGAGUCCCGGUUUCCAAGUCGGGAGGACUUCACUCCUCUCCCCUCAGUCAGCGAGCGCUUGACUCAUCUCAACCCCUCCCAUGAGCUCCUGGACUAUUACCGAAAAAGGGUUGCUGCCUUCGAUGAGGAACAUGAGGAGUUGGUGAAAACGCUGGAGAAAUACAAGCAAGCCUAUGAUGAGCAGCACCAGUUGCAGUGGGAAGUCCACCACUUGGAAGAGGAGAUUGCAGAGCUGCAGAAGGCUUUGAGUGACAUGCAGAUGUACCUGUUCCAGGAGAGGGAGCAAGUGCUUUGCCUGUACGCAGAGAAUGACCGGCUGAAACUCAGGGAAAUGGAGGACAAAAAAAAAAUCCAACAACUCCUGGCUGCACUAGGAAGAGAUGAAGGAGAAGUUACAUAUUUUCAUAAGGAGCCUCCACAUAAGGUUACUGUUCUGCCAAGGCCAGCAGAGACCCACCAACCAGAUGAUGUUUCUAGCACAGUAGGUACAGAGCAGAGCACUCUAAAACCAACACCAAAAGGAGAGAAACCAGCAAGUUCUGAGAGAUAUCAAAAAGAUGAUGAAACACUUCUACUUCAGGUGAAGGCCCUGCAAGCUCAGAUGGAAGAACAGACACGAUUGGCCAAGGAGCAGGUUGAGGCACUGCUCGAGGACAGGCGCAUUCAGAUGGAGGAAGCUGAGUUCCGGCAUCGGAGGGACCAGGACAGGAUCAAAUCUAUGUCAGAAAAGCUCCAUAAGACCCAAAGCCUUUUAUAUGAGAGUACCCGGGACUUUCUCCAUCUCAAGUUGAGUGCCAGAGCCAAUGAGAAAGCAUGGAUGGCAGAGAAGGACAGUCUGUUGAGGAAACUUGGCAAAGACCUGGAUCAUCUUGCUUUCAGCACAGAGUCAGGAAAAAAGAAGCAGAGGGAGCUGAAGAAGACGCUUCAAGAAAAUGAUGGUGCUUCAAAACUCCACAACAAAGAAAUAAAGGUACUGCAAGACAAGCUAAUGCAGGAGAAACACCUGUCACACAUGUACAGAGAGCAGUGUGUCUCCCUGGAAGGGGAGGUGGCUAGGAUCCGUGAGGAGCGAGAUGUUGGCAAAGAACUCUUUAAGGAGCGCUCAGAAAAGAUGGAGAAGCGCCUUAAAAUGAUGACUCGGCGAUGUGAAGCCUUGGAGAAACGGCGCAAUAUGGAAGUAGAGGGCUUCAAGAAUGACAUUAAACAGCUUCAGCAGAAACUGAAAGGUGUAGAGAAGCAUAUUUAUAAGGUGGCUUUGAAUCUGGGACCAGACCAGGAUCUUGCAAUUCUCCGGGAGGUCCGCCAAGGAAACAAACUAACACGUAAAAUUCAAGGAGAACUGAAAGACUUAAAAGCCAAAAUCUUCACCUUAGAGGAUGAACUACGGCACUGCUGAAGCUGAAUUAUUAGCUGGUAUCCUGAUUUUAGGACUAGGGCAUUGCUAGACUUGAAUAGUCAUAUGCAAGAAGAGCUCCUGCUUGUUUGUUUCCUGGCAUCCAUUGACAGAAGGUUGAAGAAAUCUGCAGUUCAUGUCCUAAGUGUGUAUGAGGCAUUCCUAGUGUCCCAGAUUAUAUUGCUGUUUGAGCUGAGAGAUGGCACCUGAUAAAACUGACUUUGAAAGAACAUGA
Molecule: messenger RNA, 1922 nt
Organism: Oenanthe melanoleuca
Lineage: Eukaryota; Metazoa; Chordata; Aves; Passeriformes; Muscicapidae
Gene: CCDC77
Product: coiled-coil domain containing 77
Exons: 11
Coding region: 221-1690 (489 amino acids)
Cellular component (GO): centrosome
Source: RefSeq, a predicted model, not a curated record